This is a messenger RNA of Plasmodium gallinaceum, 321 nucleotides long. It is a transcript of the gene LSM7, whose product is annotated as U6 snRNA-associated Sm-like protein LSm7, putative. The record is from RefSeq and is a predicted model, not a curated record. Gene Ontology annotation, cellular component: Lsm1-7-Pat1 complex; catalytic step 2 spliceosome; spliceosomal tri-snRNP complex. Lineage: Eukaryota; Apicomplexa; Aconoidasida; Haemosporida; Plasmodiidae. The transcript has 4 exons. Bases 1 to 321 code for a protein of 106 amino acids. Gene Ontology annotation, molecular function: RNA binding. Gene Ontology annotation, biological process: mRNA splicing, via spliceosome; nuclear-transcribed mRNA catabolic process.
AUGUCAGUUUUACCUACAGUUCCAACACAAAAAGAUAAUAAAUUUAUGAUGGAUAUAAAAAAGUUCCUUAAUCAAAAAAUUCGAGUAAAAUUUGAUGGAGGAAGAGAAGUUGUUGGCAAUUUAAUUGGUCAUGAUGCUAUUUUCAACUUAGUUUUAGAUAAAACUGAAGAAUAUAUUAGAGAUCCAAAUGAUCAUUUUGUUUUAACUGAAAAAACAAGAAGCAUUGGUUUGAUUGUCGCUAGAGGCACAUCGGUUGCUUUAAUUACACCAGUUGAAGGAACAGAAGAAAUAUCAAAUCCUUUUAUUACUUCACAAAAAUAA